AUGGAGGAGCUGAAAGGGCGGGGCGCAUCAUCACCACUGCCUUGCGGGAAACCCAGUCGUUUGAAAGGCAAGAUUGACCUGAGCCUUGGACGGGUCAUUGGUGGAGGCUGUGUCGGCAGUGUCAGCAGCCUCUCCGGGAUACUGUUGCCCUCCAUCGCCUCCCACACUCCACCAGCUUCAGGGCAGCCUCCUGGCCUGGCCCUGGCUGCCCCUCCCUCCUCCCCUCCCGUGGGACAACCUCCUGGCUUGGCCCUAGCCGCCCCUCCCUCCUGCUCUCCCGCGGGACAGCCUCCUGGCCUGUCUCUGGCCUCCUCUCCCUUCCCCUCCCAAGGCAGCUCUCCCACCCCUUCCCGGCUGCCUUCACUCCCCCCUCUUCCCUCCCCCAUCCCCCACAGGGCAACCGUGUGUCCAGUGGGACAGGCUACCCCACUCAGUCAGGAAAGUACUCCUGCAGGGCGGAGUACGCCACGGUGA
This is a messenger RNA of Portunus trituberculatus (swimming crab), 474 nucleotides long. RefSeq names its product vegetative cell wall protein gp1-like. Lineage: Eukaryota; Metazoa; Arthropoda; Malacostraca; Decapoda; Portunidae. The coding region runs from base 1 to 474 and encodes 157 amino acids. The transcript has 3 exons. The record is from RefSeq and is a predicted model, not a curated record.